AUGCAUCAUCACCCCGAACAUGGCUCGGACGCCAUCGAGGCCGACAUUUCGGAUGUCGACUCGGCCUACCAGGGAUCGCUAGGCAAUGCGAGCUGCACGGAUAGCAUCACGUCCAGUACGUUCAAUUACCAGUACGAGAACGGUCGCAGAUAUCACUCAUACCACGAGGGGGAAUACGUCUUACCCAAUGAUGAACAAGAACAAGAUCGUCUUGAUCUGAGCCACCAUAUUUACUUGAUGCUCCUAAGAGGAGAGCUACAAGUAGCACCAGUGAAGAACCCGGGCAGGGUAUUAGAUCUCGGUACCGGGACCGGGAUAUGGGCAAUUGAUUUUGCAGAUGGAAAUCCCAACUCAGAGGUGAUCGGCAUCGAUCUAAGUCCCAUCCAGCCUGCAUGGGUCCCCCAAAACUGCCGCUUCGAAGUAGACGACUUCGAACAACCAUGGCCUUACAGCCGCAAAUUCGACUACAUCCACGGCCGCGAGCUAGAAGGCUUCAUCCGCGACCACGACAAACUCUUCCAACAAGCCUUCGACAACCUGAACCCAAACGGCUGGUUCGAGAUGGUGACUAUGGAAGUCAACUCCUACUCUGACGACGGAACCCAUCUGAAAGCCGUCAGCAUGCUCGAAAGUGUCAAGCACAUACAUUUGUCAUCGAAGCUUUUCGGAAAGGAUAUGGCGUCUGUGUUUACCUGGAAAGAGCGGAUGGAGAGGACGGGGUUUGUUAAUGUUAAGGAGGAUAUUUUAAAGCUCCCUCAAAGUCCCUGGCCGAAGGAUCCCAAGCUUAAGGAGCUGGGUCGAUAUCAUCAGCUGAAUAUGCUUGAGGCGAUGCCACCGUAUAGCUAUGCUUUGUUCACACGGAUGCUUGGGUGGCAGCGGGCGCAGAUUGAGGCUCUUCUUGCGGGUGUACGGCAUGAGUUGCGGGAUCUUUCUAAUCAUCUAUAUACCAAGGUUCACAUGGUCUACGGGCAAAGACCGCGGUGA
Messenger RNA from Penicillium argentinense, 984 nucleotides. Its product is annotated as class I SAM-dependent methyltransferase. NCBI's taxonomy places the organism in Eukaryota, Fungi, Ascomycota, Eurotiomycetes, Eurotiales, Aspergillaceae. Gene Ontology annotation, molecular function: methyltransferase activity. The transcript has 11 exons. The coding region runs from base 1 to 984 and encodes 327 amino acids. The record is from RefSeq and is a predicted model, not a curated record.